Molecule: messenger RNA, 1758 nt
Organism: Daucus carota subsp. sativus
Lineage: Eukaryota; Viridiplantae; Streptophyta; Magnoliopsida; Apiales; Apiaceae
Product: pentatricopeptide repeat-containing protein At5g08510
Exons: 2
Coding region: 105-1625 (506 amino acids)
Biological process (GO): RNA modification
Cellular component (GO): intracellular membrane-bounded organelle
Molecular function (GO): RNA binding; protein binding
Source: RefSeq, a predicted model, not a curated record
CUUGCCAUAUAAAUUACAGUAUAUUACUAAAUUAUUUUGUUGGAUCUUAUAUGACGAGAUAAACAAGACAAUAAGGUUGAUGAUUAAGAGUGUUAAUAUCUGUUAUGAACCAACUGAGACAGAUCCACGCCAAUACUCUUAGAAAUGGCACAGAUUUUACCAAAUUUCUGAUAAACAAGCUUCUUGAAUUUCCAGACUUUGUCUAUGCACACAAACUGUUUGAUUUUAUUCCUCACCGUACUGUCUUUCUGUACAACAAGUUUAUUCAAGCUUAUUCUAUUCAUGGCCCUUACAAUCAAUGCUUGUAUCUCUACACUCAAAUGUGCCUUGGACGUUGCACUCCCAAUGAGUAUUCUUACACCUUCCUCUUUGCGGCAUGCGCUUCGCUCUCCGCUCCACACCAGGGGAAAAUGCUGCAUUCUCGUUUUCUCAAGUCGGGUUUUGUAUAUGAUGUUUUUGCUUUAACUUCCCUUAUUGAUAUGUAUGCCAAGUUGGGCUUGUUGGGAUUGGCUCGACAGCUGUUUAAUGAGAUGGGAAUCAAAGAUGUACCCACCUGGAAUUCUUUAGUUGCUGGGUAUGCGAGAAGUGGGAACAUGGAAGCAGCGUCGGAGUUGUUUGCAGCAAUGCCUGCUCGCAAUGUGGUUUCUUGGACUGCGAUGAUAUCUGGGUAUUCGCAGAAUGGAAGAUAUAGAAAUGCGCUAGCUUUGUUUUUGGAAAUGGAGAAGAUGAGAGAUGUUAAGCCGAAUGCAGUCACUGUAGCUAGUGUUCUUCCAGCCUGCGCGAAUCUUGGUGCAUUAGGGGUUGGCCAGAGAAUUGAAGAGUAUGCAAAAGCUGAGGGGUAUUUGAAAAACAUUUUUGUUUGCAAUGGUAUACUGGAAUUGUAUGCAAGAUGUGGUAGUAUCGAUAGAGCAAAACGGAUGUUUGAUGAGAUUGGUAGGAAGCGAAAUUUGUGUUCUUGGAACACGUUGAUCAUGGGUUUAGCUGUCCAUGGAAAGUGUAGCGAGGCCCUUGACUAUUUUAACCAGAUGCAAAGAGAAGGGGUUGCACCAGAUGAUAUCACAUUCGUAGGCACUCUUUUAGCAUGUACACAUGGAGGGAUGGUUCAGAAAGGCCGUGAAUUUUUUAGAUGUAUGGAGCAGAAGUUUCAUAUUAUGCCCAAGCUAGAGCACUACGGAUGUAUGGUUGAUCUACUAGGUCGAGCUGGACUACUGCAAGAAGCUUAUAAUCUUAUAGAAAGUAUGCCAUGGAAGCCAGAUUCUGUGAUAUGGGGAACUUUACUAGGUGCAUGCAGUUUUCAUGGGAAUGUUGAGAUGGCUGAGAAAGCAGCCGAGUCUCUGUUUGAGCUUGAGCCAUGGAACCCAGGAAACUAUGUAAUUCUAUCAAAUAUAUAUGCUAAUGCAGGGCGAUGGGAUGGUGUCGCAAAGGUUAGAAAGUUGAUGAAGGGCAGCCGAAUUAUGAAAACCGCUGGACAUAGUUUCAUUGAAGAGGGAGGACAAGUUCAUCAAUUCAUUGUAGAAGAUAAAUCACAUCCAAAAUCUGAUGAGAUAUAUUCUGUACUCGGUGAAGUUUCAACAAGGAUGAAGCUUAAUAUUACAGAUGACUUGGAUUUCAUGUUCGAAGAAUAAUGAAUACGGGGCAUUACAUUAUUUUAACUAUUAUGUCAAAGUUCUGAUGAGUUAACUCUUUUGAUAUAUUAAAGGUUACAAGUCCUUGCUUCUGAUUCUCAAAUAUCUACUUAAUAUUUUCAAGAGCCAAGGC